CGCUGACGAACGCUCACAGUUGUGUUUACAACAACAACGUUGCAGCAAGACGACCAUGUCCCUCGCGGACGAGCUUCUCAAUGAUUUCGAGGAUGGCGAGGAGGAUGAACUGCUCUCCAACGAGAUACAAAACAGAGAUCCUGAAAAUGGAAAGAACGGAAUUGGGGACGCCAUGGAAGUGGACUUCAAGGUGCCACUGGCCGUCAAGCCCGGCUUGAGGUCAGUAAGGCAAGUUGCGAGACUCUGGGAUUCAGACAAACUCAAGGAGAUUAAGCAACAUAUUGAAAAAUAUGCCUCAAAACCGAGGAAGUCUGAAGAUUUACAGGGUCCGGUGACUGACCCAGAGUACAAGUUGAUUGUUGAAGCCAAUAAUAUUAAUGUAGAUAUUGAUGACGAAAUUGGUACCAUUCAUAAAUUUGUUAAGGAAAAGUAUGCUGUAAGAUUCCCAGAGCUUGAGUCACUUGUGGUAAAUUCUUUAGAAUAUCUUAAUGCAGUGAGAGAGUUGGGUAAUGAUGUAGACAAGGUGAAAAACAGUGAAGCAUUAGCCCAGAUUCUAACUCAGGCCACCAUCAUGGUGGUGAGUGUCACAGCGUCCACCACACAGGGAACGCUUCUCACAAAUGAAGAGCUCGCUGCCAUUGAGGAAGCAUGUAAAAUGGCCCAAGAUUUAAAUGCAUUUAAAAUUAGAAUUCUUGAUUAUGUUGAGAGUAGAAUGAGCUUCAUUGCCCCAAAUCUUUCUUGCAUUGUUGGUGCAUCAACAGCAGCCAAGUUGAUGGGAGUAGCUGGUGGACUCACCAAUCUUGCAAAACUCCCUGCAAGCAAUGUUUUGCUGGUUGGUAAGCAAAAGAAAACUAUGAUUGGAAUGGCACAAUCCUCCAUGUUGCCUCACACUGGAUUCAUUUACUAUUGUAGUAUUGUUCAGGAAACUCCUCCAGACCUUCGUGCAAAAGCUGCUCGUAUUGUCGCAGCAAAAGCAACCUUGGCAGCAAGAGUGGAUAGUAUGCAUGGCAGCCCAUGUGGGGCAGAAGGAUUGCGCCUUAGAGAAGAAGUAGAAAAAAAGCUUGAUAAAUUGCAAGAGCCUCCACCAGUUAAAGCAAUCAAACCAUUGCCACAGCCUAUUGAUGCUCCAGGAAAGAAGCGUGGAGGCCGUCGGGUUUUGAAGAUGAAGGAACGUAUGGCAGUCACUGAUUUGCGCAAAGCUCAAAACAGAAUGAACUUUGGUGAGAUAGAAGAAGAUGCUUAUCAAGAUGACCUCGGCUACACUAGAGGAACACUGGGGAAGGGUGGUGCCGGGCGCAUUCGCAAGAUCACGGUAGAUGAGAAGACAAGAGUGCGUCUGUCAAAAACUCUGCAGAAGGAGGUUCAGCGUCAGACAUCUUUAGGCGGUCAGACAACAGUAAGAAGACAGGUAGCUGGUACAGCUUCCAGUGUAGCAUUUACUCCCCUUCAAGGACUUGAGAUAGUUAACCCACAAGCAGCUGAGAUCAGCAGUCAAGCUAAAGCCAACAAAUACUUCUCAAAUGUAUUGGGUUUCAAGAAUGUGAGCAAAUAAGAUUACUUGAAGCUUAGGUAUAAAUAUUAAGGCGAUGAUUACUUAUCGAGUAUGAGCAACAGAAGUGUUUGGCUGUAAAUAGGUAUUUCAGGUUGUAUAUAUGACAAACAGUUAACCCUAAUCAUGACCAAUUUGAUCUGGCUUUGUUUUAUAUAUAAAUGUUAGUCAUGCCACCCAAUCCUUUGUGUUUAUUUGCAGGCAUAAUGGGAAUUAGUUGUUCCAGUCAGUUGAUGUAAAACACCAUGGAUAUUUUGAUUGUGUAAUUCAACCUCUCAGUUUUAUCAUUUUUUCAGUCUGUGGUAUGUAUAUCCUUGACUCAUUCCUGUAGGCCAAGAUUGGAUGGAGUAUGCUGUCUCAACUUUAUAUACACGGUAAUAUAUUUCUCUUGCAAAGUCCUUCCCAGAGGUCAGAUACACUGUUCUGUCCACAUUUUUUUUUUGUAUCCAUCCUUUGUGUCAGGUUUGCAUUGUGCAAUCCCAGAAAAUUUUAAAGUUUUCAAUAUUCCAAUGUUUGAACAGCUAUCAUAAUCUUACACCACAUAUUUUGUAUUCUGUUAGGCAGCAGAACUCAUCACUUCAAUCAUGUCUUAACCAUUUGUGAAUGUUUACCAUACAUGAACAUACACACGUUGGUACAGACCUUCAAUUUGUUGGGAAAAAAAAAAAAAUAUAUAUAUUUUUCAUUA
Molecule: messenger RNA, 2237 nt
Organism: Procambarus clarkii (red swamp crayfish)
Lineage: Eukaryota; Metazoa; Arthropoda; Malacostraca; Decapoda; Cambaridae
Gene: Prp31
Product: pre-mRNA processing factor 31
Biological process (GO): spliceosomal tri-snRNP complex assembly; mRNA splicing, via spliceosome
Cellular component (GO): U4 snRNP; precatalytic spliceosome; U4/U6 x U5 tri-snRNP complex
Source: RefSeq, a predicted model, not a curated record